This is a messenger RNA of Galleria mellonella (greater wax moth), 7046 nucleotides long. RefSeq names its product hormone-sensitive lipase (gene Hsl). Gene Ontology annotation, biological process: triglyceride catabolic process; cholesterol metabolic process. NCBI's taxonomy places the organism in Eukaryota, Metazoa, Arthropoda, Insecta, Lepidoptera, Pyralidae. Gene Ontology annotation, cellular component: cytosol. The record is from RefSeq and is a predicted model, not a curated record. Gene Ontology annotation, molecular function: triacylglycerol lipase activity; sterol ester esterase activity. The coding region runs from base 153 to 2624 and encodes 823 amino acids. The transcript has 16 exons.
UUUAACUCGUGCUUGACGUGAAACCUAAACACAGCGAUUUAUUAAUAUAAACCAAAUUGAAAUUGUAUUUUCCGCAGAAAUAAACCAACUGUUAUAAGAGUGUUAACAAAAAAAUGGUAUAAUGAUAACAAAAUUUACCCGCGAAGUAUUUUAUGAGGCUUAAAUUCUUCAGCCGUGGAUUUUAUUUUCAUAAAAGAAGUUUGUGCAAAAUGGCUUUUACGGAAUCUCCAGCAAAAGCAUCGUUAUGUUGCGAGGAAAGUACGGAAGGAGCUGCGCCGACAUACGCUAUGUACGAAGCUCUAAAAGAUUCUUGUCAAAACAACGCGACAUAUUUCCAACCAGAUGAUACCGAGAAUGGGCAACGAUUGUAUCAGGGUUUCAUGACUCUGAUGGAUCAUAUUGAUACUGUGUGGCCUUUGGUUGAUCAUGUUCGAAAAGUGGCGCCAUUGUAUGAUUUUGAUGCUGCAUCUCCUGGCAAUGGCUACAGGAGCUUUGUCUCAGUAGUAGACUCAUGUGUGUUGCAUGGUCUGAAAAUCAGUCGGCAGGUUUGCAGUGCCAGAGAUGCAUUGCUCUUUCGUAAAAGUUAUUUUGUCAGGGAAAUAGAGUCGUGUGGACAGCUGCUGGCUUCAUUAGGAACGUGCUUACAUCACCUGCACACACUGCUAUCAUGGGCGCCCCCUGGUGAUCUCUUCCCGACAGAACAACACUCCCCAGAACAAUUGUUUUCACAAGCGGACACAAUAAAUCAAUAUUGUUUCUAUGGAAGAUGCCUUGGGUUUCAGUUUAACCCAUCAAUGCGCGGUAUACUCAAAGGUAUAUCAAUCUGUAUGGCUGGUUUUUCGGAGGCUUACUAUAGCCACGGAAACCUCAUCAGCUCUGUAUGGACUGGAGGACAGUACCUCAUCGACCCGGAGAUGAGGGCGCGCAGGAUCGUCAAUAUAUCGCAGUCAGCUAGCGUCGAGUUCUGCAAGGCAUUCUGGUUUUUAGCUGAAAGUGAAAUAAUGAAGCGUGUACCAAGCCUCAUGUCGUCGACAGUGGCUGUCAACAAAUUGAUUACUAUCCCACCGGAGCCCAUCACUGUGCUUACCACUGAUGGCAAGGAAACGACUGUGCUGCCCCCUACUGUGCACAUUGGCCUCCAAGGUCUCAAUGUGAGACUGAUAAGUGUCAACAAAAGAAUGGGGAUGGCUGGCGAAGGAUCAUCGAAUUUACCGCCAGCCGAUGGGAUAAUCUUCCACUGUCAUGGCGGCGGGUUUGUGGCCCAAAGCUCAAAAUCCCACGAGACAUACUUAAGAGAGUGGGCGGCCAAGCUGAACGUUCCCAUACUCUCGAUAGACUACAGUCUCGCACCGCAAGCACCGUUCCCCCGAGCUUUGGAAGAAGUAUACUACGCUUAUUGCUGGAUGAUGAAUAAUUUCAAAGAGCUGGGCACUACAGGCAAAAGAAUAGUGUUCGCCGGGGACUCGGCAGGCGCGAACCUUAUAACGGGUUGCACGCUGAAAAUACUCACAUCCGGACUACGAACACCCGAGGGCCUGUUCCUGGCAUACGCACCGUUACUGGUCAGCUUCAUACCCAGCCCGGCCCGGCUUUUAUGUCUCAUGGAUCCGUUGCUGCCCUUUGGAUUCAUGAUGAGGUGUUUAAAAGCAUACGCCAGUCCUAAUACUAGCGGGAAGAGUAAAGAGGAUAAACAUAAAGAUACAAACGCUGUGUCUAACGCAACAACGCCCCUAGACAGCAAUGGAUUCCUUAAAGUUAGCCCGUCACAAGAGGGCGUAAGCGAAGGUCCGUCGUCGUUCGAGGAGGUCUCCCCGUCGGAUCUAGCCGAGCUGCAGGCUCACAAGUCGGGCAGCGAGCGUAGGAAGUCCUCGGACACCACAAUAAGCGCUGCCUCCUUGCAAAGUGAACAUACAGCCACUGGUGUAACUCCGCCUGAAGACAAAUCUCAGCAGUACGUAUCAGAUUUCUUGGAGAGAUACGUGCUGGACAGCGAUACCGAUAGCGAAGGACGCCGAAUACCAGUCAUCAAGCCGAACAAUAAAGCUCUUGACGAAUCGCACAGGGAGGCAGAAUCUGAAGCUUCGAGUACAUUAGUUGGUGAACCGCCGUUGGUUGACGAUCCGGAUCAAAAAGACAAAAGGAGAAUAAAAACUCGUAUAAGCGAAGCAGCGAACAGCGUAAUGGGCGCGAUGUCUUCUAAACUGGCGUACAUCACGGGGUCCAACACUAUCACGAGACCAACACAAGACGAUUUGGCGGUGCGGACCAAUUUGGACGCGUUGAUAGCUCGCAGUCCAUCGGACGAAUUUAUAUUCUCGGUACCGCGUGAUCCGCUGUUAUCCCCAUAUUGGGCCGACGAGCAAUUACUCAACAAGUUCCCGCCGGUUAGGAUAUUGACGGUGCACCUCGACCCCUGUUUGGACGACUGUGUAAUGUUUGCCAAAAAACUGAAGAAACUCGGCAAUAUUGUUGGUAUAGAUGUGCUAGAAGGUCUACCACAUGGAUUCCUUAAUUUUUCACUUAUGGCCAAGGAAGCGAACGAGGGAUCGAAACUAUGCAUGGAACGUAUCAAACAGCUACUAGACCUUGACAGCGCGCCCACGUCUGAUAACAAUCGUUUAUGAAUGUGCGGACUGUGUUGUCACACGUAGGUUUGUACUUCGGCGUGUUAUGCCUGCCUAGCCUGACAUACGACCCUAGUGUCACUCACUAAAGGGCUUAUUACAUAAUAGACAGGUUUGGGUCACGUGACUAAAAUUGAUCUGUUUUAUCUAUGGUUUUAGUACUAAUUUGCUGGGCAGUCUUUUUAAUCUAUAUAACUCAAGUUUUAAGCGUUUAUAAUAAGCCCCCAGAUGCGCUAUACCAAUUUUUUUACAUUCUAUAUUUGAAUUUAUUUAAAUUAUUAAGAAAUAUAAACAUUUUUAUUGGGUCCAUAGAAAUAUAAGUUUGUCAGCGUCAUAACCUACAUAUCCAAGAAUACAUCACUAUUUGUUUUAUUCAAUUAGCCCAAAUUAUUUAUUUAGAUAAUAAAUAAUGUGAAUGUUUUUCUAUUUUUAAUGUUUUACAUUUCUCGUGUCAGUCGAUCCUUAGAGGCGCAAUUAUUCUUCACUUAUAAUAUAAUACUGUAUUGUUUGCAUUUUAAAUAUUACUAUAUAUUUCUACUACACCUAUAGGUACAUAUAUACAUCACAUUGUUUUCAUUUCGUUAAAAAAUAAUAUAGAUUAAAGCAAGGAAUUUUCUCCUACUUUAAUAUAUAAAUUAUAAUAAAUAUUUACUUUAUGUGUAGUGUAACACAAAAAAGACAAUAUUGAUCUUACUCCCAAAACCAAAAUUCUAUAUUUUUUUAUUACCUUAGUAUAUACAAUUUAUAUACCUAUAUAUUUUAAAACUGAUUAUCAAUUUCAAUUUGAAUUAUGUAUACCCAAUAUCUUUUUUUAUACCUUUUAAUUACCUUGUAAUUAUUAUAAAAUGUGAAGAGAAAUAUGGAUCACUAUUCUUUAUGCCUCUCUUGAAACUAAAAAGAAGGCAACAAAAAUAAAAUUGCCAGAGGUAUUUUUAGAAAUUAAUCGAAUUUUCUUUGUAAUAAUAAUUUUAAACAAAUGUGUGUAUAAAUGACAAUUUUAAAUAAUUUAUUAGGAUAGCAGUUGAGAGGUUCCAAAACAUCAAAAAUAGGACAAUAUUUUAACCAGAGUUAUGAAGAACUAAUGUAAAUAACAUAUACCAAAAUAUGUACAUAAAAAAAGAGUAUAAAAAUAAACUAAAAUUACAAAACGACAGGAUAAUUACUUGAAAUAUUGGAAUUAUAAAUAACAAAUUUAAAUAUUUAUUAUUUGAAAAUAUUGAAUAAUAAAAGACGUGAUAAUGUAACAACGUACCUGUCAAGAUUCACGUUUUAACUCCCACCAUUUAACUUAAUUCAAAAUGUUAUUUGUACGAUAUUAUUAUGUAGCCAACUAUUUAUGGGGCGUCUUAGAUUACUGAAAGUUUAUAUAAUUCUGUAAAAAUUAAUAUUGAAACUUUAAAGAAAAAAAAAAACUAAUGUAAAAAGCUGUAUGAACUGAAUACGGCAGUGAAAUAUAUACCAUCACCAAAUCGACGUUAAAUUACCAAUAGCUCCCAACGGACACUUAUAAAAUAUGAGUUCUUGUAGAAUUUUAUUCUAACAUAUCUCCUUUUCUGUGUUACAUAGAGAAAUCAUUUUUACUUCAUUAUGUUGAGGUAAAGUGUCAAAACAAACGUCACUUUUUGGAUUCGUAGUAUUUGGAAUAAAAUAUAAGGUGUAUGUCCCCUUUUUUUUUUAUUUUGCCCAUGUUAGGAGAUAUCGGCAGUUAAACAUCGCAUUGUAAUUGCAAACUGCAUUCACAAAAUUAUCACUGUAAUACCGUUAUAAAUAUAGUAAAAAGUAGGUAUGCUCGACUUUUAUAAUGCAACAUAUUGGGGUAUUAAAAAAUAUAAAUUCCAAUUACAUUUAAUAACUAAUGUAAUAUACAAUUUAUAAAGAACAAUUAAUAUAAAAUAAUAUUGAAUAAAUUAAUAUUUUAAAUGUUUUUAAACCCAAAAUCGACUAUAUCGAUUUAGUAUACUAAAUCGAUAACGUAAUGGAGCGGUUUAUGGUUAUGAAAUCAGAUAUAAAAAAUAUUAUCCCAUUUCGACCCAUGUCGAAUUGUUAUACGCCUUUUUUACACCCAUUGAUUUACAAAAGAUUCAUGAUAUGCAGAUUAGCAGCGAUAAAAAAAGAACGCAUUCAAACAAAUUACACGUCCAUUUCUAACCAGCCAGUGUCAUUUCUCAAAUGUUCUUACAAUUUUUGUAAAGUAAAAAUAUAACGUCUAUACACGAAAUUUCAUAUUCAUGGCAAGUAUACUCUCAACUACAAUAACGGCAUAUCUUAAAAUAACUACUUUUUUUUAUUUUAAUUCAAUACAGUUUUCAUUGUAACUUUCCUAUGGGAAUCUGAAUUUAUUGUUUAUCAAUGGUUACACACUGUAUAUAAGCGUAAUUCAUCACUUAUUAAAACAUAAAUUUACGAAACAAUCUCGGUAUAACAUGAAAAAAAAUGGUUUUUGUAAGGUUUUGAUAAUAGAUGCCAAAUUUCAAUAAAAAUUUUUAUUCGGUUGUUUGUUCGGGCCAUGGUUUAUUGUGAUUUAUUUGGAUUGUUAUAUUUUAAUGUGUUUUAUUAAUUUAUUUUUAAAUGUGAUACGUAAAAUUUAUAUUUCGUUAUUGUUCUUUAACUAUUCAUUAUUUAGAAAUGAAUGCUCAAUUCCACUAUGUAUAAUUUUGUUAAAAUUAUUGUCUUAUUCUUUACAACAAUUCGACUUUUAAUUUAAUGCAAUAACCAUGAGACUUAUCUGAAUAAUUAAUAUUUAUUGUUUAAUCACAAUAAAUUUAAUGAACUGUUUUAAAAAAAAGUGUUCUGGGCAUUCAUUAACAAUUAUUAUUACUGAAUAACUGCACAUUUUUCGACUCAUUCGAAAGAUUAGAUCAUUUUUAUGUGACUUAUAUUUAUGUUCAACAAUGGCAACACUAUUGCAUGAAAUUAAAAGUCAUUUUUGAGAUAUAUCCUAAUUCUCAUCACCUAAUUUUUUUUUUUUUAUUUGUUGAUCUGUUCUAGACUAAUAUUUCAUUUCCAUUAUAUUACCUAGUAUGUUAGAUAUUAGGUAGAUAUCCUACUAGAGGAAUGUUAAAUUGUUAAUAGAUAGACCGCCUUUAGAUCUAUAAGUUUUACUCAUUGGGUAAGUGUCAUAAGUGAAGUAACUGAUCGCUGGAUUAAUGAUAAAAUAGAAGUGUUUACAUGUGCAAAAUUAUGCUAAAACUGCUUUAAAACUUAUAGAUGUAAAGGCAGCCUUAUAAUACUAGAAUAAGCUUUAUUUAAUUACUAAAUUGUUUUAGUCCAUUUUCUUUGCUAAUUAUUAAAAAAAAAAACAUUAGGCUCGUGCAAGGGAACAUUGUCAAAUUAAAUUAUGGUUGCUUCUAAUAUAAUGAAUAUUAAAUAAAUUAAUGAAAUAUACCAAUUAAUAACAAUAUAAUCUCUACUAAUUGUAUUAUGUAACAACAUUAUAUUAGCAGAGGUAUGUGCUAAUAUCAUUAUAAGCAUACAAUUUCAAAAUUAUUAUCUAGCAUUUUACGUCAAGAGGUCCUUAAUAUUUCUAUGCAAAAAGUAUGUAUAUAAGGAGAUUAUGUUUGUAUAUAUCUUAUGUAGUUAUUUUAUAACCAAUUUUUACUGUAAAAUAGUUAACAAUGUCAAUAUUAUUUCCUUUUUUAUUUAAUAUAUUUUAGUUUCUUGGGGUCCCCAUUCCAAUCCAUUGUUUGUCUGUCAUAUUCAAUCUAUGAAAUUAUUAACGUAUCUUAUUCGGACAAAGAUGAACCUGCCUAAUAAAGAAAGAUUAAUAAAAAGGAUAUUCAUAUAGUACAAUUUCCAUGGAUGGGGGCGCCACGGUGCUUGUGUUUAACCACUCCAAGAGCUAGACAUGCCGCUGUAGACCUUGUAAAAUGUUUGUUCCCUUGCUAGAUUAAGUCCGUCGUUUAGGACGGUAAAUAUUUAGUACCUAACUUAUGAAUGCAUUUCGAGAAUUAUGCUGUUUUAAAAAGUAACUCAGUGUUAAACAAUGUCUGUGAUAGUGAAUUGAAGCUUUGAAAGCAUAACAGUAUUCUAAAAUGCACGAAUAUAAAUAUCUAUAUGUAUAAUAAUUAUUGUUGUAACUUGUUAUAUAUGAAAUUAUCUGUUUGUGUAGUUUAAGAAUUUGUAAAAAUGUAUUUUUAUAGAUAAUAACGAAUCUCCAUAUAGAUCUGACGUGUAAAAUAAAAUUAUUCCGUAAAUGAUAAAAUUAAUAGAGGUACAUAAAUAUAUGCAUUAUUUAUCGGGCCUUAAUGUGGAAAUGAAUUUAAAAUACUAAAUGUUACAUAUUACUAAAACAAUGAUAAAUCGCGAUCGACAUUAUCUAUAUAACGAUUUAUGACCAAAGACGUGUCCAUAGUGGAAAAAUAUAGGUAAUGUGACAAUAUUGUAUAUUGUUUUAUGCUGUAAUAAAGUAAUGCCGAAAUAUAA